Molecule: messenger RNA, 1789 nt
Organism: Phanerochaete carnosa HHB-10118-sp
Lineage: Eukaryota; Fungi; Basidiomycota; Agaricomycetes; Polyporales; Phanerochaetaceae
Exons: 7
Coding region: 59-1492 (477 amino acids)
Biological process (GO): charged-tRNA amino acid modification
Cellular component (GO): cytoplasm
Molecular function (GO): tRNA adenosine(64)-2'-O-ribosylphosphate transferase activity
Source: RefSeq, a predicted model, not a curated record
ACGACCAUUCUCCGUCAGGCUCAUAGCCUGAGAAGUCAGAGCGCAGGUACUUUCCUCGAUGACUGCGGAAGAUCCGAACGUCAAGAGCGAAGCACUCGCAUAUCUGCGGAGAGAGUCGCUUGACAUUUAUAAUCGUGUGCACUCUAUCGCAGAAGAUUGCGAGUUCGUGAAGGCGGCCUGCAGAGCGUACCCUGACCUGCCCGUGGUUCCGAAUCUGCGCUGUGGAGCGUGGUAUGUCGAUCCAACGAUCGCCAGUGGAGAAGUAGCAUACUUCAAGUCGACGGACGGCCACUUCAAUAAUUGGACCUUCAACCUCCGGAGGCCCAAUGUUCAUCUACUGCCGUUCAUCGUGCAGCACGGCGGCCUGCUCUUGGUAGAUUCGACACGUUCUGGCAAACGAAUGCCAGAUGCGCUGUCAAAAACGGUGCCUAUAUGGUGUGCUGUUGUGAAUCGUGCUAUGUGUAUGCGCCAUGGAAAAGGUGACGAGUGGGACGUGUCUUUGUUCACGUCACCGGCUGCGGUCAGCCGUCAAGAACAUGCCCAGAUUGAAACACAGUUGGAUGAUUGGGCUAGAUUGCUAACCAACUCCUCUUACGACCUUCCUAACCUAACUCACUCCCUGCGACCACUCUGGGUCACCCCCUCGACGUCUUUGUAUCCCCAUCUACCACCACUGUCCGACGGAACGUUUUACCCUGUCGUUUGCAUCUCGGCCUCGAAGCAGAUAGAAGAAGGCUUCGAGAGACGGUCAAACGGCUUCUCGUACAUCCAAGGCUCGGGAGAUGAUCACGAACUGUGGGGCCAGGCAAGCAUUCUUGAUGACAUCUGUGGUCUCACACCGGAUAUGUUCUGGCGGAACAGAGACCGGAUCCUCAACACGGAUCGAUUCUCGCUCCCCGGCCUGAUAGGAGACCUCGUCGCACAACGCGCCGAAAGGUACGGCGACGGCCGAUGCACAGCAGGCCCCACAAAGAUCGCGAAGGUGCAAGGAACGCUGUUGGUAGGAAAGCUAUCAGAUCUGCCACUGCCCCUGCCGCACAGCCUCACGGACAGCGCAGACGGCAUCUCUUACGUGUUGAUAUCAGAGGAGCCGGCAACACAGGCCGUUGAACCAGCCCCCAGGGAUGAUCUACUUAGACUGCAGCUGCCACAGGGGAAGCGCGGCCAGAAAUUAUUCUUGGAGAGCGUGCUCCCGCGCGCGAUGCCGUUUGUAGACUUGCAGUUGUCGCGCGGGAAAGCCGUGUGUAUAUGCUGUGACAGUGGGAAGGAUGCCAGUGUUGGCAUCGCGCUGAUCGUUCUCCAGCUGUUCUUCGACAACGCCGGGCAGUUCCUGCGGCCAGAGGACAGGGGUGGCACAGCUAUCGACAAGAAAUCUAUCAGCACGCGCCUGCAGUGGAUUAUUACCAGUCGGCCACAAGCCAAUCCUGCCAGGGCGACGCUGAAGCGAGUCAACGAGUUUCUCAUGACAUCUCCUGCGUUGCGGGGCAAGUGAGGCGGCGAAGACGCUGUGAUACGUAAAUUCCGUGUCAGCUUGGCGACCGACAGUCGCAGCGGGCACGGUCGGGCAGGUUCGGGCGAUGUUGCGCAGUUACGCAGGCACGCGCAUUACAUCGGCGGGACGAAGUAUCUUAUUAUUGUACUUGAUAGGUACCAUUACAUCGAACAUUGACAGUAUGCAUUCCAUCCGAUCUGUGAUGUAGCAUGCACGGAAGCCCUAUCAGAUCGGGAUGACCUCCAACGUCUUGCUCCAGUCGAUGACUUUCGGGUGUGCCUUCACCUAGCGCGAGGU